AUGGAGCUUGUCCCUAAAACAAAGUACACACACUUUCGAAGUGAAUCGCUCAGCUCGACUGAUGAAACAAAUUCCAAUCCAUCUUCCUUCCCUCCUUCCACUCCUGCCACUCCUCUCACUCCCUCUCCUUGCUUACCUUCCUCCCUCUCCUCCUCUUCUCUCACCCCCAUCUUGCCCCCAUCUUCUCCCCGACCACCCGAGAACAGCCCCACCACCCUAUGCUCCUUCUUCCCAAGGAUGGGCUCCUUGCGCCUUGGCGUCUCUGCCACUCUGCUUCCAGGACUCAAGGCCUCCAGUAGGCCACCACAGACCCGCGCUCCUGUCGAGUCCCCCAUCGAUGACGGGAGCAGCUCAAGUUCCUCCCCUCCGCUGCAUCAUCCGCUCCCCCCUUUAACCGCUCCUUCUCCCCCUCCUCGACCACCCCUACAGGACAUGAACCGGCUGGGUGGGGCGUCCAGGAGGGCACGUGUAGAAGGUGCUCAACUCGGUGGAGAUGAGUGGACGCGGCAUGGCUCCUUCGUCAACAAGCCCACCCGUGGGUGGCUGCACUCCGACAACGUGGUCAGCACCACUGGUGUAUCCUACUCUGUGCGGUAUAUGGGUUGCGUAGAGGUGCUACAAUCAAUGCGAGCGCUUGACUUUAACACCAGAACUCAGGUCACCAGGGAGGCCAUCUCAGUGGUGUGUGAGGCAGUGCCUGGAGCCAAAGGGGCCCAGCGAAGAAGAAAGCCUUCCUCACGCUGUCUCACAUCUAUUCUGGGCAAGAGCAACCUGCAGUUUGCUGGCAUGACAAUCAGCCUCACUAUCUCCACCAGCAGCCUCAACCUGCUGGCAUCUGACUGCAAGCAGAUAAUCGCCAAUCAUCACAUGCAGUCCAUCUCCUUCGCAUCUGGAGGAGACCCAGACACAGCUGAGUACGUAGCGUAUGUGGCCAAAGACCCAGUCAACCAGAGAGCAUGUCAUAUUCUCGAAUGCUCUGAGGGUUUAGCCCAGGAAGUCAUCAGCACCAUCGGCCAGGCCUUUGAACUGCGCUUCAAACAGUACUUAAAGAACCCACCUAAACUAGUCACACCGCAUGACAGAAUGGCUCCAUUUGAUGGCUCUGCAUGGGAGGAAGAGGACGACGAGGCAGCUCUCCUGCCUGAUGUCCCUUAUUAUAACAACUUCCCCGGUAAACAGCCUCCCCCUGGUGGUUUGGUUGACAUGAGACCACGUCCGGGAGCAACAUUGCCUUAUGGACAGCCGGGUCAAAAUGACAUUCACAAGCAGCCAUUGCCUCCUCUGCCAGUGGGUGCCAAGGAAGGAGGGCGAGAGUUAUUUGAUGACCCCUCUUACGUCAAUGUGGAUAAGCCCCGCCCGCCAGUCGCCGCCAAUGGAAACGCUCAUAGAGAUGCGUUUGACAUGAAGCCAUUUGAUGAUGCCCUUGGGGGCUCCAUGACAGCAGCGCCACCUCUGAUGGAGCAGCUACAGUGCGAGACCUGGUUCCAUGGCAGUUUAAGUCGCAGGGAGGCGGAGAAGCUGCUGGGCCGUGACGGAGAUUUUCUGGUGCGCGAGUCGGGAACAACGCCAGGACAGUACGUCCUCACGGGACAACAGGGCGGACAGCCCAAACACCUGCUCCUCGUCGACCCAGAGGGAGUGGUCCGUACAAAAGAUCAUCGGUUCGAGAGCGUGAGUCACCUUAUCAGCUACCACAUGGACAACAGACUCCCCAUCGUGUCAGCGGGAAGUGAAGUGUGUCUGCAACAGCCAGUGGAACGUAGAGCCUAA
Nerophis lumbriciformis (worm pipefish) is the source of this 1770-nucleotide messenger RNA. NCBI's taxonomy places the organism in Eukaryota, Metazoa, Chordata, Actinopteri, Syngnathiformes, Syngnathidae. The record is from RefSeq and is a predicted model, not a curated record.